Molecule: messenger RNA, 1320 nt
Organism: Xyrauchen texanus (razorback sucker)
Lineage: Eukaryota; Metazoa; Chordata; Actinopteri; Cypriniformes; Catostomidae
Product: gastrula zinc finger protein XlCGF7.1-like
Exons: 3
Coding region: 231-1061 (276 amino acids)
Source: RefSeq, a predicted model, not a curated record
UCAUACGGGCUGCGCUACAAUUUUUCAGUCUGCUGUGAUUUAAGGUGUAUAAAACGUUUUCUCAUACAUUUAUUUUUUCAUAUUUUCUUAUGUUGAAUCAUACUGGUGAAGGUGCGGGUGAGGAUAUUUCUAGAUUUAAGAUACUUUGACAGCACGAGUGACGAAUUCAUUUUCGCUAGGAAGAACUAAAGCGAAACAAACAGGUGUAACAAAUUCUGACAGCUGAACUGAUGGAGUUUGUUAAAGAGGAGAGUGAAAACAUGAGUGAUCCAGAGCGACACAGAGUGAAAAAUGAAGAUAAUGAGGAACAAAGAGACCUAAUGGACGUGAAAGGGGAAAGCCAAGAACUGAAUGAAGUGGAGGAGAGACAUCAGUAUCAGGAACCUCAAAGUUUUUUAACUGAAGGAAAAAAAUGUUUUAGUUGCCCACAGAGUGAAAAUAAUUUGUUACAAGUCAAAAAUUCUUUAACCUGCUUUCAGUGUGGAAAGAGUUUUACACGUAAAGAGAACCUUACAGUUCACAUAAGGAUUCACACUGAAGAGAAGCCUUUCACAUGCCUCCAGUGUGGAAUUAGUUUCAGACAUAAAGUAACCCUUAAUAGGCACAUAAGAAUUCACACUGGAGAGAGACCGUUUAUAUGUCCCCAGUGUGGAAAGAGUUUCACAUGUCCAAAAAGUCUCAAAUAUCAUUUGCACUCUCUACACACUGGAGUAAAGUCAUUGAACUGUGAUCAGUGUGAUAAAAAAUUUGUUAUGGCAUCAGACCUAAAGAAACACAUGAAAGUUCAUACAAAUGAGAAGCCUUACAUGUGUUCUUGUGGAAAGAGUUUUUCAUGGUUGAACUGUUUUAAAGAGCACCAAAAAAUGCAUGCCGGUGUGAAAUCUUAUAUGUGCUUUGAGUGUGGGAAAACCUUUACUAGGGCCAGCAGUCUCAAGAUGCACCAAAGAAUCCACACAGGAGAAAAACCUUUCAAGUGUUCACAUUGUGGAAAGAGUUACACUGCUUUAGGAUCCCUCAAAACCCAUGAGCGAGUUCAUACUGGAGAGAAGCCAUAUGAGUGAAUUUCAUGUGAGAAGAGUUUCAGCCAAUCAAGGAAUCGUAAAAAAAAUAUGAAAGUUGUCACAGUGAGCAAAGUUCUUCAGAUGCGAUACAUAGUAAGUAGAUGGUAUAACAUUUUGAAAAAUGCAAAGAUAGUAUUUAGUAGCAUAACUAGGAUAUUAUGGGCCCUAGUGCAAAAACACUUGAUGGUUCCUCGCAUAUUAGGAAAAAUGUUUAAGAGCCCAAUAUUUGUAACCUGAGUUAUAUAUAUAUAUAUAUAUA